Molecule: messenger RNA, 2692 nt
Organism: Hevea brasiliensis (rubber tree)
Lineage: Eukaryota; Viridiplantae; Streptophyta; Magnoliopsida; Malpighiales; Euphorbiaceae
Product: heat stress transcription factor A-6b
Exons: 4
Coding region: 347-1930 (527 amino acids)
Biological process (GO): regulation of transcription by RNA polymerase II
Cellular component (GO): nucleus
Molecular function (GO): DNA-binding transcription factor activity; RNA polymerase II cis-regulatory region sequence-specific DNA binding
Source: RefSeq, a predicted model, not a curated record
CUGUGACUCUCAACCAACCACAAACCUUUCUCUCAUGCAACGGCGUAACUGCCAGGAAGAUGCCCAACUUUUUACGUCGGUUAACCUCUUUCCAGGACUAACACUGGCAGUUAACCCCACCGGCCCUGAAAAACUCCAAAUGGCUCGCAAAAGUUAUGGCCGUGGCCGACGAAGAAGACUCGAUCUCUCACCGCCUCUCUUGAGAUUUUUAUUGAACAGUUUGUCGGCGAAACCUUUAAAAACCCAUUUUACCCCGCAUUUCUCACCGUCCAAGCCUUACCUUGUAUCGCCUUGUUUUCUCUCUCGAAACCGGAAUUAGUACCCAUCGAUCCUUGUACCUUAACAAAUGAACCCAGAAGACCAAAAAUCCUCAAAAUCGCCCCUUAAGCCUUCCCAUUCAUCUUCCACAACGGAGCCGGAGACGACGCCGUCCUUGUUACAGCCAUUGAUGGGUUCUCAACUGUUCCCUCCUGGGUCUUUGAGUAUGGAGGAUAUGAGCUACUCUGGGUCUCCUUUAUCUGCGUCACUCCCUUCUCCUUUAGAGGAGUUUGGAGCAUUCUCUGCUAUAGAACAAUCAGUUUAUUCUCCUUCAGAGAUGUGUGAAUUCGGAGCAAAUCCUCUAUCUGAAAGGUCUCCUACUAGACCGUCUUGUGGAGGAUAUACAGCUGAUGACUCGGAGGAGAACAUUGGAGUGCCGCAGCCUCUUGCGAGUUUACAGGAGAAUCCAAUACCGCCGUUUCUGUCGAAAACUUAUGAUCUCGUGAAUGAUCAGACGCUGGACCCCAUUAUCUCGUGGGGAAACACGGGGGAGAGCUUCGUGGUUUGGGACCCGGUGGAAUUCGCUAGGGUCAUACUGCCUCGGAAUUUCAAGCACAACAAUUUCUCCAGUUUUGUUCGGCAACUUAAUACUUAUGGGUUCCGCAAGAUUGAUAGUGAUAAGUGGGAAUUCGCCAAUGAAGCUUUCCGGCGAGGUGAGAGGCAUCUGUUGAAGAAUAUACAGAGGCGCAAGUCACCCCAAUCCCAGCAGGUUGGUAGCUACACUGGGCCUUCUACUGAAGUAGGAAAGUCAGAACUGGAAAGUGAAGUAGAAAGAUUGAGGAAAGAGAGGAGCAUGAUGAUGCAAGAGGUUGUAGAACUGCAGCAGCAGCAGCAUGGAGCUGUUCAUCAUAUAGAAGCAGUGAAUCAAAGGCUUCAGGGAGCAGAGCAGAGGCAGAAGCAGAUGAUUUCAUUCCUGGCAAGGUUGUUCCAGAAUCCAUCGUUCUUGGCCCGCCUUAGGCAAAAUAAGAAACAGGGAGAUAUUGGUUCAUCAAGGAUGAAGAAGAAGUUUGUCAAGCACAAGCAACAUGAGCCAGGUCAAUCUGAAUCACCUGUGGAAGGGCAGAUUGUGAAUUACAGACCAGAGUGGACAAAUUUCUCAUCAUCCACUGUAGUCCCAACUCUAAACCUUGUUCCUGUUGAACAAUCUCCUGACUACAUCUUACGAGAGAUGGUAGAAAUGGGUCAAGAUGCUGAAGCCAUGGCUUUUCAAAUUGAGAAUGUUCCACCAGAUGAGUUUGCCAUAUCAGAUGAACUAGCAAUGGCACAAGGAUUUAUCAAAAGCCCGCAGCAGUUUCAAGAAGGCACCUCAAACUUGGGAAGUGAAGAUCCCCAGAUUACAGGAAAGAAUGUUAUCAGUACAGAACAAGAAGUUGCUCCUGAAUAUUUGGAUUCAUUCCCUGAGGAUUUGGCAGUACAGAAGAAUCUUCCAGAAUUUUCAUCUACUGGGAUUGAAGGCAUUGUGAAACAAGAGGAUGUAUGGAGCGUGGGAUUCGACAACCAAGCUGGUGCAAUCAUUGGGAUGGAGCAUCAUACUUCUGUUGGAUUGGUGCUGUAUUCUAGAUGUCCUGGCAUGAAUGCUUCUGAUGUUGAAGAAUUCUUGCCAUUUAUUUAACCAGUUUAUGGUGCAGAGCAAGUAUUUUAGCUAAAUUAGAUGCAUAUUUUCUUAUUUAGCAAAGUUUCUGAACCUGCCACUCAGCCAAUACCUACGUGGCACAAUUUUGAGCUGCAGUUACUAAUGCAUUGGUCCGAGUUUAGGAUCAUAAUUAUUUUAGCUGUGUCAACUACUGGUGUGUUAGACCUCCUCCUCUUCUUCUUGCCCCCUCGUUUCUUGUUCAGUUUCUAAGUUGCUAACAUCUGGACUGAGCUACAUUUCUUUGGCAUGCAUCCUGCUAAAUUGGAACUUCACUUUGAGCAAGAAGGCAUCUGUGAAAUUGUUGAUAUACAGCAGAAUAGUUGAGGAAGCUUCCCUUAUGCAUCUUUGCAGCGAGAUGCCUUGUGAGCACAGUGAGAAAUUGGAACAAGAACUUCCUUGAACAUGUUUGACAAAGGGUGAUCUCUUUACCUUAUUUUGAGGGGGAAAUAAAACUUCUUACCCUGUGUUAUUGAGAGAAUUGUAACACUAGUCCCCCUUUGCCUUUGUAACCAGGUUUGAUCUUGGAGAGCAUAAUUGCCAGGGGAGGAAAUCUAUUUGGCUGUACUAAACUUCUUACCCCGUUGUCUACUAAGUCAUUUUAGAUGGUUUAGCUUAGGUAUUCACGGUUUUAGUUGGUAUUUUGAGGUGUUAUUUAUAUGUAUUAAUGACUUUACAUCUGUAACAUAAUCAGCCCCUGGUAAUUCAAGUUAUAUUAAUAGCAAAUGGUAGCAAUUUUUUUUA